This is a messenger RNA of Ylistrum balloti, 961 nucleotides long. RefSeq names its product allograft inflammatory factor 1-like. Gene Ontology annotation, biological process: actin filament bundle assembly; ruffle assembly. The record is from RefSeq and is a predicted model, not a curated record. NCBI's taxonomy places the organism in Eukaryota, Metazoa, Mollusca, Bivalvia, Pectinida, Pectinidae. The transcript is spliced from 6 exons. Gene Ontology annotation, molecular function: calcium ion binding; actin filament binding. Gene Ontology annotation, cellular component: ruffle membrane; actin filament. Bases 59 to 520 code for a protein of 153 amino acids.
GAGGCUAGUGUAUAUAAGUAAAAGCACGAAUAGAUAUAGAUUAAACAGCUCAUUCAAUAUGCCGGGCCAAAAUGGACAAUUGGAUUUACAGAACAAGCAAGGAGGAAAAUUAUUUGGACAACUCAAAAAUAGGCAAAAUGAAGAACUGACAGAAAUAAAUCAGAGUUACCUAGAAGAUGACUCGUUACAGGAAAUAGAGGACUUAGCUGAUAAACUGAUUCAGUAUAAAGAUCAAUUUAUGGAGUUCGAUUUGGACAACUCCGGAGAUAUUGACAUUAUGGAGCUGAAACAAAUGAUGGAGAAACUGGGAUGCGCUAAGACACAUCUAGAGCUGAAGAAGAUGAUCGCAGAAGUGGACACGAAUGGAUCUGGAACCAUUCAUUACAGAGAGUUCCUUGAUAUGAUGUUGGGCGGAAAGUCAACUGUCCUAAAACUCAUUCUGAUGUUUGAAGAGAGGAUGCGAGAGAAGGAAAAACCAACAGGACCCCCUCCCAAGCGUGAUCUGAGCAGUUUGCCAUGAACAUGGUGUCGAUCUAUCGGGAUAGAUGAGGGUCUUCCUAGAGGAAAAAAUGGAGAGUCUGAAAGUGUGUAAGGUGGUGAAUGUAUGAUAAUGAAUGGGGUAAUGUGGUAGGGAGAAACAUAUUGAUCAAGCAUUCUUAUUUUUCAUUUUCAUUACUUCCAUGUAUACUUUGCCUUCAUAUUGGUGAUCUAAUGGUGUAUAUAUCCAUGUCAUCUUAAAUUUAUAGUUCAUUUUGCAUCUUCCAGAAUUGAAAGGUGCGAGGUUUGAUAUAUUUAUGUUGUUUAAAGAACAUUUUGUGAUCAUCACGAGAAGUGAGCACGUUGACGUAACAUAUAGCAUAUAUAAUCCAAUAUCUGUAUAUCAUAUUACUGAGUUUAAUCAUUAUCAUCUCCAUUACACACUGGUAUCUACAUUGUUUAAUUCCAUGUAUGAUAUUCAAUU